GAAGGAAGAGAAGGAAGAGAAGGAAGAGAGGGAGGCGAGGCUGCCUCCUCCUGCGCGCAAAGAGGCCUCUGGCUCCGUGGGGCGAAGAGCAGGGAAAAGGGGAAGGAGGCACCGGCGAGGAGGGGCCGGAGGGGCCUGGGGGAGGGACUCCGAAGCCGAGACCGACCCGCCUCGGGCACCGGCAGCCGGAGCCAGCCGAGCCGAGCCUUUGCGUCCUGGAGCGGAGGAGGCGCACGGAGACAGAGAGACUUGGAAGCAGCCGCCUUUCUCCUCUUCGGAGCCUUUCCUCUCCUUCCUUUCCUCUUUCUCCACCAUCCAGGCAACCUUGGGAGUCUUCCCUCUCUCCCUUCUUCCAUUGGCUCGAGCCACACUCACGCCCGAGCCCCCCAAAACCCACCCUAUUGUUUCCCUCCGGAGUGCUGCUCGUUUGCUGCUUUCGUGCGGCGUUGGAUACCCAUCGGAGGGAUAUUUUGGGACCCUCCUGCUCCGAAGAAGAGGCUCUUCAGGGGGGCUAAGGACCAAAGAAGGGCCCCUUCCUCAAUCUUCCCACCCAGAAGUGUUUGGAUGCCUCUGCCCUGGAGAGCAAAGAACUGAGCAGAUCCAAGCGAGAAGAAGUCCAUCUCCCGUUUGCCCAGCGAGGCCCAAGGUCCAAGUCCUCAUGGAGUCCGGGAGCAGCGUUUCCAACCUGUAGCCACAGAUCUGGGAUGUUGACGUGGAAGUGCCUCCUCCUUUGGGCUGUGCUGGUCACAGCCACACUGACCACGGCGAGGCCAGCGCAAACCCUGCCAGAGCAAGUUCUGCCCAAAACAAGCAUUGAAGUGGAGUCGUUGUCGGCUCAUCCCGGGGACCCCCUCCAGUUGCGCUGCCGGCUCCGCGAUGAUGUUCAGAGCAUCAACUGGGUCCGAGACGGGGUCCAGCUGGCCGAGAACAACCGGACACGCAUCACAGGGGAGGAGGUGGAGGUCAGGGACGCUGUGCCCGAGGACUCCGGGCUCUAUGCUUGCAUGACCAACAGCCCCUCGGGAAGCGAGACCACCUACUUCUCCGUUAACGUCUCAGAUGCUCUUCCAUCCGCUGAAGAUGACGACGACGACGACGAUUCCUCCUCGGAGGAGAAGGAGGCAGACAACUCCAAACCGAACCAAGCGAUUCCACCUUACUGGACUUAUCCAGAGAAGAUGGAGAAGAAGCUCCACGCAGUCCCGGCUGCCAAGACAGUGAAGUUUAGAUGCCCCUCCAGUGGGACCCCCACCCCUUCGUUGCGCUGGCUGAAGAAUGGCAGGGAAUUCAAACCCGACCAUCGUAUCGGGGGGUACAAGGUUCGCCAUGCCACCUGGAGCAUCAUCAUGGAGUCGGUUGUGCCAUCGGAUAAAGGCAACUACACCUGCGUCGUGGAGAACAAAUACGGAACUAUCAACCACACCUAUCAGCUGGAUGUUGUUGAGCGAUCCCCUCACCGUCCCAUUUUGCAAGCUGGCCUCCCAGCAAACAAGACCGUCUCCUUGGGGAGCAACGUGGAGUUUGUUUGCAAAGUCUACAGUGACCCUCAGCCGCACAUCCAGUGGCUGAAGCACAUUGAGGUCAAUGGGAGCAGGAUUGGGCCCAACAACUUGCCUUAUGUACAGGUCCUGAAGCACUCGGGGAUUAAUAGCUCUGAUGCGGAGGUGCUGACCCUGUAUAAUGUGACAGAGGCUGAGAGCGGGGAGUAUGUGUGUAAGGUUUCCAAUUAUAUUGGUGAGGCUAACCAGUCUGCGUGGCUGACCGUCACCAGACCCAUGGCUGAAGCCAUGGAAGACAAGCCUGCGAUGAUGACCUCCCCGCUGUACCUGGAGAUCAUUAUAUACUGCACAGGGGGGUUCCUCAUCUCCUGCAUGAUUGUGACGGUCCUCCUCUACAAGAUGAAGAGCACCACCAAGAAGACCGACUUCAACAGCCAGCUGGCGGUGCACAAGCUGGCCAAGAGCAUCCCUCUGCGCAGACAGGUAACAGUAUCGGCUGACUCGAGCUCUUCCAUGAAUUCCGGUGUAAUGCUCAUGCGCCCCUCGCGGCUUUCUUCCAGCGGGACUCCAAUGCUGGCGGGCGUUUCCGAGUACGACCUGCCAGAAGACCCUCGCUGGGAGCUACCCAGAGACAGGCUGAUUUUGGGUAAACCAUUGGGAGAAGGCUGCUUCGGGCAGGUGGUUCUCGCAGAGGCAAUCGGCCUGGACAAAGACAAACCCAACCGAGUCACUAAAGUGGCCGUAAAGAUGCUCAAAUCAGAUGCCACGGAAAAAGAUCUCUCUGAUUUGAUUUCUGAGAUGGAGAUGAUGAAAAUGAUUGGCAAGCACAAGAACAUCAUCAACCUCCUCGGGGCUUGCACGCAGGAUGGUCCCCUCUAUGUGAUAGUGGAGUAUGCCUCCAAAGGGAACCUGCGGGAAUACCUGCAGGCCCGGCGCCCCCCAGGCAUGGAAUAUUGCUACAACCCCACCCACCUCCCUGAUGAGCAGCUCUCCUUCAAAGACCUGGUCUCCUGUGCCUAUCAAGUGGCCCGCGGCAUGGAAUACCUGGCCUCCAAAAAGUGCAUCCACCGGGAUUUGGCUGCCAGGAAUGUGCUGGUGACAGAAGACAGUGUGAUGAAGAUUGCCGAUUUUGGCUUGGCGCGAGAUAUCCAUCACAUAGAUUACUACAAGAAGACGACCAAUGGUCGUUUGCCGGUCAAAUGGAUGGCCCCUGAGGCUUUGUUUGACAGGAUAUAUACUCAUCAGAGUGAUGUGUGGUCCUUUGGAGUUCUGCUGUGGGAGAUCUUCACGUUGGGUGGAUCGCCUUAUCCAGGGGUUCCCGUGGAAGAACUCUUCAAGCUGCUGAAAGAGGGCCAUCGAAUGGACAAGCCCAGCAACUGCACCAAUGAACUGUAAGUCCCAUGUUCUAGCUUUUCCGGGAGAGCAGAGGGCAGCCAGCAUCAUCA
Molecule: messenger RNA, 2944 nt
Organism: Anolis sagrei ordinatus
Lineage: Eukaryota; Metazoa; Chordata; Lepidosauria; Squamata; Anolidae
Source: RefSeq, a predicted model, not a curated record